GCUGCCUCAGUUAUUUUGAAGCUAGAAAAUGAUGAAACUUUUGGUCUGUGUCCUGCUGCUAGGAUCCUGUGCGGCGAAUCACCUCCUAUCCGAUGUGGAGCCCUAUAUUACCAAUGGAGAGCUGGCGGAGGUGGGGCAGUUUCCCUACCAGGCCGGCCUGAACGUCUCCUUCGGGAACUGGAGCACCUGGUGCGGCGGCACCUUGGUUUCGCAUUACUGGAUAAUCACUGCCGCACACUGCAUGGAUGGGGCGGAGUCCGUAACUGUCUAUUUGGGGGCCAUAAAUAUUCACGAUGAGUCCGAGGAGGGUCAGCAGAGGAUCGAGGUGCAGAAGUCGGGCAUUAUAGUGCACUCGAACUUUAUAGCCAGCACGGUGGUCAACGACAUCUCGCUCAUUCGAUUGCCCACCUUUGUGCGCUUCACUGAUCGCAUCCGGGCCGCCACUUUGCCGCGUCGCUUAAACGGCCAGUUUCCAACGUACGAGUCCGUCCGGGCCUUCGCCUCCGGCUGGGGACGGGAAAGCGAUGCCUCCGAGACGGUCUCCCCCGUGCUGAGAUAUGUGGAGAUGCCCAUAAUGCCCCACGCCCUGUGCCGCAUGUACUGGAGUGGAGCUGUGUCUGAGAAGAUGAUCUGCAUGAGUACCACCAGCGGCAAGUCCACCUGCCACGGCGACUCCGGCGGUCCGCUGGUCUACAAGCAGGGCAACUCCAGCUACCUGAUCGGAUCCACCUCUUUUGGAACUUCCAUGGGCUGUCAAGUGGGCUUUCCGGCCGUGUUCACCCGCAUCAGCAGCUACUUGGACUGGAUCCUUAACCACAUCAUCGUUCAUCCUAAAGAAUAAGCUGUAGACUGAACUGUUAUCCGUAAGAGACAGAGAUUCACAUAGAUCGCAAUGAUUCAAAGCAACUUAAGAGUGGUAAAAUAUACUAUGACAUCAUUAAA
Drosophila santomea is the source of this 942-nucleotide messenger RNA. RefSeq names its product brachyurin. The coding region runs from base 29 to 841 and encodes 270 amino acids. Gene Ontology annotation, biological process: proteolysis. The record is from RefSeq and is a predicted model, not a curated record. The transcript has a single exon. Gene Ontology annotation, molecular function: serine-type endopeptidase activity. Lineage: Eukaryota; Metazoa; Arthropoda; Insecta; Diptera; Drosophilidae.